Molecule: messenger RNA, 2745 nt
Organism: Capsicum annuum
Lineage: Eukaryota; Viridiplantae; Streptophyta; Magnoliopsida; Solanales; Solanaceae
Product: G2/mitotic-specific cyclin-2-like
Exons: 7
Biological process (GO): mitotic cell cycle phase transition; regulation of cyclin-dependent protein serine/threonine kinase activity
Cellular component (GO): nucleus; cyclin-dependent protein kinase holoenzyme complex; centrosome
Molecular function (GO): cyclin-dependent protein serine/threonine kinase regulator activity
Source: RefSeq, a predicted model, not a curated record
UUAUACAACUAGAGGAAUGUAUGAUGUUUUUUUUAACUUUAUAAAGGCUGCAUGUGGUCUGAGUAAGAAGUCAAAGGAGCAGAUUGUGGACAUUGAUGCUGCAGAUGUGAACUAUGAAUUGGCAGUUUUGGAAUAUGUUGAAGACAUUUACAGCUUCUACAAACUAGCUGAGGUAUUUAUUGUCUUGAACUUGAGCUUUAUUUUCGUUUCUUGUAUACUAGCAAUAUCUCACAAGUUUGAGCUUAAUCCAGAAACUCUUUACCUCACAAUCUACAUUGUUGAUCGCUACCUCGCUGUGGAGACUGCAUCAAGAAGGGAACUGCAGUUGGUGGGCAUUAGUUCCAUGCUUAUAUCCUCUAAAUAUGAAGAAACUUGGGCUCCCGAGCUCAAUGACUUCGUGUGCAUCUCGGACAAAACUUACAGUCACGAGCAAGUGUUAACUAUGGAGAAACAAAUUCACGAGCAACUGGAAUGGUAUCUAACAGUCCCAACACCUUAUGUGUUCCUCGUCCGUUCCAUCAAAGCUUCUUUACCUGAUUCAGAAGUCAAUGACUUCAUGUGCAUCUUAGACAAAACUUACAGUCACGAGGAAGUGUUAACUAUGGACAAACAAAAUCUCGGGCAACUGGUUGUCGUGGAUAAAAUUGUCGUGGUUGUGUGAAGUGAAGUUAGCCAUGUGGAAGCCUCAUUGUUUGCCGAUUAACCUACUAUUGUAAGUGUUUGGUUAUUGUUUUCAGUACCAAAGCUCCUCGGUUACAUAGUUUUUGGGUUUACAUUGUAUUAAACUGGUUGGAAGUCAAAGGUAUGUUUGAUAUCCCUUUAGGGCUAUAAAUUAUCUGGUUCCAAAGAAGAUCAUCUAUACUUACUUGGAAAUUUAUUUCUUUAUGAGUUCUUAUGUUCUAUUACUCAAUGUAUAAACCAGACACAAGGGGCCGAUGAAACUACCACAUUUAAAGACAUCAAACUAAACUUUGUCUUUCAAUUGCGUCGACCUUGGAAUAAAGAGCUUAUAAGUUUUGGGAACCUGAGAAUAUCAUGGACUACAAUUUUGUGUUGGUCUACAUAUCUGCAAUUAAUGCAUCCUUCUGGUAACAAUUCUGGAAAUCUUUGUACAUCUAUGUUACAUUGCGUUAAACUGGUUGUUGUGGAUAAAGUAGCCGUGGUUGGUGAGGUGAAGUUAGCCAUGUGGAACCCUCAUUGUUUGCCGAUUAGCCGACUAUUGUAAGUGUUUGGUUAUUGUUUUCAGUACCGAAGCUCCUUGGUUACAAAGUUUUUUGGUGUACAUUGUGUUAAAUUGGUUGGAUGUCAAAGGUAUGUUUGAAAUCCCUUUAGCGCUACGACCUAUCUGCUUCCGAAGAAGAUCAUGUAUAUUUCCUUCUGCAGUUAUUUCUCUAGGAGUUCUUACAUUCUCUUAUUCAACAAACGGGUGUCUUAACGGAUAUGUCAUAGAAUUGUUAAGUGCACACUAUUAAAGGAUAAUGUUUUGUUUUAUAAAUGGUAACCAGUUGGUCAUACUAUAACAAUGAGAAUGCUAGAGCUGUGUUGCUUAAAAAUAUAAAUUGCAGAAGAACUCAUGGAAAGACAAUAAUCUGCGUUAAUAAAUCAACUGGCAUUCUGUAAUAUGAUUUCAGGUGAAAUGAAUCAGUGAAGUGGCUCAGGGUAGCAAGAUAUUGGCCACACACACUGACUGUCCUGGUGUAAGCAUCUGCUUCUGAAUAUUUCAAUUUUAUUUGGUAGCCCUAUCGUACACAUUUGUUUCCCCCCUGGUGGUUUCUUGGUAACCAACAUAAAGCUGGUGGAAACUCUAGGCUACAAGCAGAUGAGUUGAUUCCGAUGGAUUCUACUUGAAUCCGCAGCGCUGCACCACCCGCCCAGGUUAAAUUCCCACUGAUGUGUCGACUAAUUCUACAUCCAACCACCCGUCUUCAUUUCUAUGCAAUAUUUACAAGAGCCAGUCAACGGUGUUCUGCAGAAGAUUUAGUACCUUGGAAGUAUGGAAGUUUUCUGUAUGACCUCUUCUAUGCUAAGAUACAAUUCCAAGACAUGAAGUGAUCUUCAUUCCUCUGCAAUUUUUACAAGAGCCAUUCAACAGUGUUUUGCAGAAGAUUUAGUACCUUGAAAGUUACCAACCACCUGAAGAACCCAGGAUACAUGAGAAGUCUUCUGUGUGACAUCUUCUAUGCUCAGUAUUGAACAUAUUUCAAAGCGAGGAAAUCACAAGUUAUUGCAGUUGGUGGUAGCACCUCCUGGUUUGGGAAACUCGAGGUGAUUGCACCAUGAGUUCGUUUUGAAUGUGUCAACGAAAAAUGAUUCUGCCGAUGCUGCGAUAAGUAUUUGACAAUGCCAACUGAAUCAAACUUCUUACCCUCCAGAAGUUGUGACGCUCCUCAAGUUCAGUUACUUGUCCAGACCAUAGUUAACAUAUAACUGACAGUUUCUUCUUUUGUUUCCUUUUCUCUACUCCUUUUUUGGACAUAAACGUAACAAAUGGUGGGUGGAACAUUAUUAGAAGUUUGUAGUGUGGAGUUUGAUUGGCUGGGUGUCAAUCGUCAUGUUCAGAUGAACCUAUUGACAACCUCUUUUUAAUUUAAAUUGGAGCCAAAGUAGUAACAGUGUUCUUGGAACAAAAAAGUACGAAAAGAUGAAAAAUAGUAUCAUUUAUUCAUAUAAAGUUUCAAAUAUAUCAUAAAGAAGCAUGUGUAGAGAACUUACUUAGUCCAAUUAACGAUAGUUGCUUUCGUGCCA